CAAAAAUGUUACCUGAGCCGCAGGAGCUGCUGUGAUUGGCUGUGCGCACUGUCAGUCACCCGAAUGCAGCCCGCCCUAACCCAUAUUUAGGGGGCAUUGCUCUCUCAGGUCGCUGUCGGAUUUCGAUGCAAAUACAAACCAGGCUGCUCAGUUUCCCUGUUUCAUUUUAGAGAUAUUAGAAAAGAGAUAUAGUUCGAGGAAAUGAAAGUGUUGGCAAUGGAGAGGAGGAUUUCUACAUUGAUUCUGCUGUGUAUGGUGAUGUCAGGUGUUGCUGCCCUCAACGUGGUCAUCCCGCAGAAGACAUAUGAACAUCUCAGCGGUGACAACAUCACACUGCCCUGCACCUUUACCACCAAACAGGGCUCGCCCCCCAGGUUAGCCAUCAUCUCAUGGACUAGUCAAGGUACAGAAGCUGGCGCUAAAGAGACUUUGAUCCUCGUGUAUUAUUCCACUGGUCCUGUUAUUGACAUCAAAAGGAUGUAUAAAGGAAGAGUGGACCUGGAUGUAGAUCUUGCCACGGGAAAAGCCAACCUGAAACUGUCCCAGAUCACACAGCAAGACAACAAGCUUUAUGAGUGUCGUGUUCAGAUCCCUAUGGACGAUGAGGGCAAGACAGCCGACACUACCCGCCUGGUGGUUCUGGAUGCUCCAUCCGAGCCCAUCUGUGAGCUCCAGGGAACGGCAGAGUAUGGCCAGGACAUCAAGCUGACCUGCAGGUCUGAGGAAGGUUUCCCACCACCCGUUUAUAUGUGGCAGAGUAAAGAUGUGUGGAACAGGCCUCGUGUACCAGCACCCGGCACCACCGACAAAGGAGGCAUCUUGUCUCUCUACAACAUCUCCAAAGAGACAUCAGGAUAUUACAUCUGCAUCUCAAGGAACAAGAUCCGCUCUGCUUCCUGCAGCAUCGCCCUCACAGUCAGACCACCUUCCAUGAACAUUGGCUCCACUGGAGUCAUUGUUGGAGCGAUUGGUGGGGCCAUCGGCUGGGUCCUCAACGCUCUGGGCGAUGGGGCGUAGAUUCAUUUUUUAAAUCACAACCAAAGAACAAUGCUGUUC
Centropristis striata (black sea bass) is the source of this 1056-nucleotide messenger RNA. RefSeq names its product cell surface A33 antigen-like. The transcript is spliced from 6 exons. Lineage: Eukaryota; Metazoa; Chordata; Actinopteri; Perciformes; Serranidae. The record is from RefSeq and is a predicted model, not a curated record. Gene Ontology annotation, cellular component: plasma membrane. The coding region runs from base 202 to 1017 and encodes 271 amino acids.